Messenger RNA from Marasmius oreades (fairy-ring Marasmius), 1191 nucleotides. RefSeq lists its product as uncharacterized. NCBI's taxonomy places the organism in Eukaryota, Fungi, Basidiomycota, Agaricomycetes, Agaricales, Marasmiaceae. The coding region runs from base 1 to 1002 and encodes 333 amino acids. The transcript is spliced from 14 exons. The record is from RefSeq and is a predicted model, not a curated record.
AUGUCUGCACCUCCAGUUAUCCCAAACCUUGAGCCAAUUACUGCUCCUCUUUUCCUUGGUUCUAUGUUCAAUUGGGGUUUGUGGGGUAUCCUAGCAUGUCAGACAUACCUGUAUCGCAUGUAUUUUCCAAAGGAUAAACUGGUCUUCAAGGCUCUGAUCUACGUUACUUUCCUUCUGGAGACCAUCCAAACUGCACUCUCCACAUACGACAACUAUAUGUGGUUUGUGCGCGGGUUUGGUGAUCCCUCCGUUCUUGACAAAACCUUCAUAUCGCCCUUCGACGCACCUAUGAUGGGGGCUAUAAUAGCCUUGUUUGUUCAACUAUUCUAUGUCUAUCGGAUCUAUCUAUUAAACAACUCGUGGGCAUGGUUUUGCGUCCUCAUCAUUAUAAUUACUGUCGCGCAAACAGUGGGUGCUUUCAUCGGCGGCAUUCGCGGCCUCAAAGCUGGCGUGUUUUCAAUAGUAGCAACUGGCUCGAUGAAUGUGGUGGCCGCAUACCUCUGGCUUGUUGGAGCGGCAGUUGCGGAUGUGAUGAUUGCGGGGGCCAUGUUCUUUUCGCUUAUUUACACUCGUAGGAGUAACUUUCGCACGUCCCAAGAUAUACUACUCAAGGCUGUCAUCUUGAUAAUUGAGAGCAAUACCCUCACAGCGGGAAUUGCAGUGCUAUCAUUGAUUAUGUUCGUCGGAUUCCCGAAGCAGACCUGGUUCACAUGCCCAUCGCUCGUUUUGGGGAAGGUUUAUGCGAAUUCGCUCAUGGUCUCCUUCAACAACCGUAUCGUCUUUCGCAAUCUCAUGCCCACUGAGAUUACGUCUACCACUCAGAAUAACCUGACUUUCAACCACCCUUCGUCUGACGUUCCUCUGAGCCCUCUCAACACCCCGACGUCGCGUUCCAAGUUCAACACUGGACGGUACACCCUUGACUCGCAGGAAACCAUGGCAUUCAACAUCAACCCCUUGGACAGUGUUUCUGCCCCCGGCGGAAAAGGCCAGUAUGUGUAGGGCAAGUACGGAGUACGCGUCCGCCCGACCCGAUCGAAAAUAAAUCACUCGCGGCUAUUCUUGAAUGAACUUAGUGAACUCCUUGUUGACGAAAAGUGCUUUCAUCUUAUAUUAUUUUUUGUGUAGUUUUGCAUGUAUCAUCACUGGAUUAUCUAUUGCAUAAAUUAUGAGUACUUACUGUCUGGUGAA